AUGGUCUCGCCUAAUGAAAGUCCCGAUAGGAAGCAGGAGGGGAUACUCCCAGAUCCAAGACGAACCAGCAAGGGGUAUCGGGAUUGGGAGGAAACAGAUUUAACUGUGUUCUCGUGGAUCGUCGAUAACAUCGAAAAUGAUAUUAUUGCCGAUUUCGCUCUCCACCAAACGUCUAAAGCUUUGUGGGAUAAUCUCGCAAUCACAUUCGAGAGCAAGACAAAUCCGUAUCUAGUGUACGACCUGGAGGACAAAAUAAUAUCAAUCAGACAAGGAAACCUCGAUCUAGAGACAUAUUACCGUCGAAUCCACGGAUUGUGGGUGAAUAUUGAUCGAAGUCAGAAGCAACCAAUCACGUGUUGUGAUAAGGGGAUCGAGCAGUAUCGGCAGCACGCAAGUGAGAAACGACUCAUCAAGUUUCUCACGGGUUUGAGUCAGGAAUAUGACCACAUCCGUCGGGAGAUCCUCAAACAACAGCCAUACCCCUCAGUCGAAGAAGCCUACGGAUGGGUGAAGAAGGAGGCGGCUCGACUGAAAAUCAUGCCACCGGCAUCCGCUCCACCCACCGGAGACUCCACUGGUGUAGGAAGCGCCGAUGCAUCAUCGGGAGAAAUAGGCUACGGAUUCGAGGCACAGAGGGAUCGACCGAACAAUCGAGGAAGUCAGCAACGACCGCCACCUGCCGGAACCACAUACCAAACCGCCGAAGGGAAGCCGGACAAGAGCAAGCUGUGGUGCUCCCACUCCCACUGUGGGAAGAACAAGCACACGAGGGAAACCUGCUUUCUCCGGGUAGGAUACCCGGAAUGGUGGGACGAAAAACAGAAGGCACGAGCCCAAGGUAAGCUCGCUGCCGUCGGAAUCUAGGAAAUCAACCAGCGACAAAGUGCUCCAAAUCAGAACAAAGAAGGGGUAAUUGGAGGAGGGAACCAGCCUAAUAACCCUCCCCAACCGGGAAUCGGCGGCGGUGGAAGUGGCAUCCGGGUCGGAAAUUCCAUGGAACGAGCCGGAGCGGCAACGGAGGGUCAGAACUGGGGAGGCGGUUCAAUGAAAGGAGGAUAUUCGGACGAGGAAGAUCGUUGGGCGUGGCACUGAGAACCAAGGACUCUACUACGUGGAUGGGGUAGCUCAACAUGGCAGUGCAAUGCUAGCUCACGGAUCCACAAGAGAAGAGGCUUGGCUAUGGCACAGAAGACUAGGACAUCCUUCCCAUGGUUAUUUUCAACUUUUGUUUCCAAGUUUUACUAUUCCCAGACUUUUCCUGUGAGACAUGUGUUUUGGCCAAGAGCCACAGACAAUCUUUCAAACCUUCAGAUACUCGUAUGAAAUUUAUGUUUGAACUA
Salvia hispanica is the source of this 1340-nucleotide messenger RNA. NCBI's taxonomy places the organism in Eukaryota, Viridiplantae, Streptophyta, Magnoliopsida, Lamiales, Lamiaceae. The record is from RefSeq and is a predicted model, not a curated record.